This is a messenger RNA of Sorex araneus (European shrew), 1146 nucleotides long. RefSeq names its product putative olfactory receptor 2W6. Gene Ontology annotation, cellular component: membrane. Gene Ontology annotation, biological process: G protein-coupled receptor signaling pathway. The transcript has 2 exons. The coding region runs from base 1 to 1146 and encodes 381 amino acids. Lineage: Eukaryota; Metazoa; Chordata; Mammalia; Eulipotyphla; Soricidae. The record is from RefSeq and is a predicted model, not a curated record. Gene Ontology annotation, molecular function: olfactory receptor activity; G protein-coupled receptor activity.
AUGGAAAUGAACAAUGGAAGUUUCAACAUGGACUUCAUCCUUCUGGGGUUCUCUGAAUGGCCCCAACUGGAACGUAUCAUCUCGGUGAUUGUCCUCAUCUUCUAUGUUGUGAUUCUGGUGGGAAACACGAUGAUCAUCCUGGUGUCAAAUCUGGACCCCAAGCUCCACACACCCAUGUACUUCUUCCUCUCCAAUCUGUCCUUCUUGGAUCUCUGUUACACCAACAGUGUUAUCCCUCAGAUGCUGGUACAUAUGUGGGGUCCAGAAAAAUCCAUUUCUCGUCUUAGUUGUAUGUUCCAAGUUGCCAUCGCCGGAGACCUGGGUGCCACAGAGUGUCUGCUCUUGGCUGUGAUGGCCUAUGACCGCUAUGCUGCUGUGUGCCAGCCUCUGCACUACACGGUGAUAAUGCACCCCCAGCUCUGCCACAGUAUGGUGCUGGCUGCCUGGUUAACUAGUAUUGGCUGUACCACUCUUAUUUUCACUUUGAUAUUGAUGUUGCCUAGAUGUGGGCACCAAACGGUGGAUAACUUUUUCUGUGAGAUCCUAGAUCUCAUCAAGACUGCUUGCGCCUAUUCAAUGGUACUUGAGGUACUUUUCCUUUCUCUCUCAGUGGUACUUCUUCUAGUUCCUCUAACAGUAAUUCUCAUCUCCUAUGGAGCAAUCACUCGGGCUGUCAUGAGGAUCAAGUCAGCAACAAGAUGGCAGAAGCUCCUCAGCACCUGUGGCUCCCACCUCACCGUGGUGACCCUCUUUUAUGGGGCUAUCAUGUCUAUGUACAUGAGGCCACAGAACAGCUUCUCCAAAAAUGAGGGAAAGUUCAUUGCUCUGGUGUACGUGAUACUUAUACCCAGCCUUAACCCACUCAUCUACUCCUUAAGAAACAAAGAUGUAAAGAAUGCAGUCAAGAAAAUCCUAUCACAGGAGCGAGCGCGGCUGGGGUCCACUGCUGCCGUGUCCGCUCAGCGCCACCAGGUGGCGGUGUUGAGAACUGACCUCGCCGCCGGCGCUGCCACGGCCCCCGCGGCCACGAAAUCUCUGCACAGGCUGCAUCUCUGCACCGGCCACGGCGGUCUGCCUGCAGGACACCCUGCACCCACUUCUGCACGACACAUCUUCCCCCACCUGGACCCCGGGCUGGCUCUGUGA